GGCCCUCAUCACAUUAACCCGGGCGGGGUUUUGGCCCGUAAUCGUCAUUUGCUCGUAUACGAAUUCAAGAUGGUGUUGCCGAGCCGAACGGCGAUUGCUGUCGAAUGGGCCUUGGUCAUCCUGGCCUAUGUUUUUGUCGCGGCCCGCAUUUACGUUCGACUGCGACUGAGACGGCACGCCCUCAACGUCUCAGAUUACUGGCUACUUCUUGGUAUGGCAGCAGCGCAGGCGGUGGUAAUAUGCGAGACAUUGAUAUAUACACACCAUGCUCUUGGAAAUCUCAGAGAUUCGGCGACACCCGUGGAGAAGUUGCGGUUUGCAAGUAAUUUCUUUUUCUACCUCGGCCUCUACUUUCCGAAAUUCAGCAUCAUCAACUUUUACUACAACCUCGUUCCCCCAACCGAAUCCCGAAUGCGAGCCACGCUCUACGCCCUCACCACCUUCACGGCCCUCAGUACUCUAGUGACUCUCUUCACCAACAUAUUUUGGUGUGGGCCGAACGUGGCUGUCAACUGGUCACAAGAUCCCGAUUCUUGUACUACAUAUCGGCAUGGGGACCUCAUGAGACUGAAUUGGGCGUUGUGCUUUAUUACGGAAGUAUUAUUCUUUAUGUUUCCCUUUCCUUUGAUCAAGGAUGUGAAACUUCCCUCCAGAAAGGAGAAAAUAAGUGUCAUGCUUAUUUUCGCCCUGGGUAUUAUCACGAUUGCAGUGAGCAUAACGCGAAUUGCAAUGACGCAAUAUUUCAAACAUGACCAACUCGUCGACAUAUGGGCAAUGGCUCAAAUGUGCGUCUCGAUUAUCAUCGUCGCUAUGACAGCCCUUCGGCCUCUUCUCCGCAAAAUCUCCAACAUUUUCUCUCAAGGAAAUACUGGCAGAGAUGCAGAGUCGGCUUUUAGAGUUCCCUCAGUGGAUAUAUCAGCCCGGAUUGGUGGGAUCGCGACAGUUACUAGCACUGGUGUCUAUUGGCAGAAACGCGACGGAUCACACGAAAGCCACGUUUCUGCGGCAAGUUUGGAGCACCACGACCAAACAGGAAGUCAGGUUGAGCUGACCCGUAUGAUGGCGAACAAGAUUCUUAAGACUGAGGAGAUUACAAUAAAGAUCGAGAGGAAUCCCAAGUUCAACGGCCAUUCUAGAGGGAGCUAGAAAGAGAUGGGUAGAUUCGAAUGUUGGUAGUGAGGCUAGAUAGUAUAAUGGAAUUGACUUAAAAUCAC
Ilyonectria robusta is the source of this 1214-nucleotide messenger RNA. RefSeq lists its product as uncharacterized. Bases 70 to 1146 code for a protein of 358 amino acids. The record is from RefSeq and is a predicted model, not a curated record. NCBI's taxonomy places the organism in Eukaryota, Fungi, Ascomycota, Sordariomycetes, Hypocreales, Nectriaceae. The transcript has 6 exons.